Molecule: messenger RNA, 1575 nt
Organism: Trichoderma reesei QM6a
Lineage: Eukaryota; Fungi; Ascomycota; Sordariomycetes; Hypocreales; Hypocreaceae
Product: glycoside hydrolase family 79
Exons: 6
Coding region: 1-1575 (524 amino acids)
Source: RefSeq, a predicted model, not a curated record
AUGGUACGAACUUCGGUGACUACGGCUGUCGCAACUCUGAGCCUCGUCUUUGGCGAAACAGUCCGCCUUAAUGUCGCCAGAGCGCCCCCGGCGUCAUCCAGCCCCCCCAUCUCACUUGACUUCCAGUCGUUUUCCAUAGAGACUGCAUUUCUAGUUGACUUUCAAGGCAACAAGUCCCAUCCCAAUAGAUUCACCAACAACCUUUUGGCCAAUCUGAGAGCCUUCAAUGGGGACGUGCCCCAGAUUCUCCGUAUUGGAGGAAACACGCAGGAUCACGUCACCUAUGUCCCUGAUCAAAAAGAGCAGAUUAUCGAUUUCUGGGACCCGUCCUACAACUCUGACCAGCCACGCAACUCGUCCGUAGGCCCAAGCUUCUGGGAGGCGUUUACCGCUAUUGAGGGCACGAAAUACAUCGUCGGACUCAAUUUCUAUAAGAACGAUUCGACGUACCUUGAAAAUCUUCGAGGACAGGUGUCAGAGUCCUUGAAGCAGAUCCCAUCUGAUAGACUGCACUUGUUUGAGAUUGGCAACGAGAAUGACUACGGCGCAUUGUCCGGAUUCCGACCCCCGACAUGGACUCAGCAAGAUUGGGUUGAAGAGUGGAUUGAGCGCGCACGACAUAUUCAGACCCGCGACAAGAGUCUCCGGUUUUAUGCUCCUUCAGCAUGCUGCUACAACAUCACAACGCCUUAUUCCUUCUUCUCUCCGUGGACGAUCUGGAACAGCACGUUUGGCUAUGACCGAGACGGCUGGAUUGCAGAGGUUUCCCAGCACGGGUAUGUCUCUGGAACGUCCCAGAAUCCGACUCUUCAAGUUUUGUCUGACGAGGGAGCAGGAACUCUCAUGAAUCACACGAGUGUGGUGAUCAAUGGAACCGUUCAUCAAUCGCUUUGCAAGCUCCAUCACGAUGCUGGCCGCAUUUACACACUCGGCGAAACCAACAGCGUUUCUGGCCAAGGUGCAUUUGGCGUCUCCAACGUCUUUGGCUCUGCUCUCUUCAUUGUAGACUAUGAGCUGUACUACGCAUCAUUUGGUGUAAAUCGCAUGCAUAUGCACCAAGGAACAGGCUAUCGCUACGGCGCCUGGCUGCCCAUUGCUCAGAACGGCACAGGUCCAUCAACAAACCCCCCUUAUUAUGGCCAUGUCAUGGUCUCCAAGUUUAUCGGAUCCCACCCCAAGACGAAAAUCAACAAUAUCGAUCUGAACAGCGAUUUUUAUUCGGCAUAUGCGGCCUAUGAGAACGGCCGACUGGCACGGAUUGUGAUUCUCAAUCUUCACGAAUGGAGCCCUGCGAGCAGUGCUGGAGCUGAAGCCGUAAAAGUACCAACCACAACUUUUACCAUUAGCACUGGUGACAGGGGUAUUGAAUAUGCCACUGUCGAGCUGAUGACGGCUCCUGGCGCGCUUUCGGAGACGAACAUCACGGUCGCUGGACUGAGUUAUGAUUACCACCUGGCAGAAGGAAAGCCUGUGAGAGUGGCGAAACAGUACGAGAGCGUGCUUCGCCCAAAUCGCAAGGGAGAUAUUACCGUUCAGGUGCGGCAUUCACAAGCAGUUCUUUUGACGUUCAAGUAG